Culex quinquefasciatus (southern house mosquito) is the source of this 501-nucleotide messenger RNA. RefSeq lists its product as uncharacterized. Lineage: Eukaryota; Metazoa; Arthropoda; Insecta; Diptera; Culicidae. The coding region runs from base 76 to 501 and encodes 141 amino acids. The record is from RefSeq and is a predicted model, not a curated record. The transcript is spliced from 3 exons.
UUUAUUUUCAAUGGUUACUACGUAGUUGUGAUGUGUUUUGAAUGGUAAACAUGAAACAAAUGUCAGAACGUCUCAAUGGAAGCAGAAAGCUUUAGUUUGCGGUCCUGGAACCAGGCUUUCCUGGUGGGAAAUCUGGAGGGAAAUCUGCCCCUGCAUCGCACCCCGACGAACAGAGAGCUUUUAAGCGCUCUUUUGCACCGGAAUCGAUACGACAAGCUUUCGAUCAAGAAUGCCGCCUUGGAAAUCUCCCGGUUGGCGGAAAGUGCUUUAAAGGUACCACGAAGAAAGAUCAAUGCCCAUUUGCAAGAUUUGUACGACACUUGGAGAGGACUUUACAAGCAAAAAUCCCGAACCACUUCGAAAUCGGAGGAGGAUAGAACUCAUUUCAGGACGGAACUAUCCCUGCCAUGUGAUUUAUCGUGGAAUGUAUGCAUAAAUGAUAUUCUAUCGCUGGACAAAACGCAGCAGUUGAAUCGCCUGAGAAAACGGCCGAGCAUAUGA